Molecule: messenger RNA, 1182 nt
Organism: Verticillium nonalfalfae
Lineage: Eukaryota; Fungi; Ascomycota; Sordariomycetes; Glomerellales; Plectosphaerellaceae
Exons: 4
Coding region: 1-1182 (393 amino acids)
Molecular function (GO): protein binding
Source: RefSeq, a predicted model, not a curated record
AUGCAUACCCGAGUAUUGUCAUCGCUGCUGCUCACUGCCGCCUCCUCCUCCAAGGGGGCGUCGAUCGAGGGCCAGAGCACGACGGGACCUUCGCCUGACGACAGUGAAUUCUCGAGGCGCAUAGCCACUGGGGGAUCACCGCGAAACAAUUACCCAGACAUUUUGACGACCUCGGACGGCGGAAAAUUGAUCUCUUGGGGUGGCGUCUCGACCAAUGAACAAGCGAACAGCAGCAGCGAAUAUCUCUGGACCAUGCAGCCGGCCUUGAGCGGCACAUCAUGGGGCCUGGAGCGCGAGGAUACCACGUCUCGACGCACGACAGCCCAGCGUUCGGCCGGGUCCGGCGCUGUGGUGUGUGACAACACAGCCUUUUUCAUUGGAGGAUGGGUCAAUGUCGAUACUGAUCCGAGUGUCGAUGUCCCUCGGACUACGAAGAUUCCGAAAGUAACCACAUCAAUGUAUGACUUGGAGACCGGCACGUGGUCUACGUCAACGAAUGGGUUCAACAAGAAUGACACAUACUAUCACGGCAGCGCGACGUGCCUUGCCAAUUAUGCAGAGAGCGGUAUCGUCAUCGUACUUGGGGGCGAGACGGGUCAAACGUCCCUAUACGAGGAAGGUGAAGGAUAUGUCGCCUUUGACCAGGUGCACAUAUACAGCAUACACAAAGAUGAGUGGCUCAAGCAGGACACAACGGGAUCUCCGCCCUCGAACCGGAGCCACUUCUGUACCGUCUCUGCCAACGGUACCAACGGAACGACAGAAAUAUUUGUCUACGGCGGAUUCAAUAGCCAACUGUCAGAGGCUUACGAUGAUCUGUACGUGCUGACUAUUCCUGGGUUUCACUGGACCAAGGUCGAUUAUCCAUCUUCUUCGCCCCGCGCAGACCACGCGUGCGUCCGGGCGGGUGGACGGCAAAUGGUUGUGAUCGGCGGUGCCAACCUCGGACUCGGCUCCCAGGAGGCUGUAUUUGAGGAUGUCGAUCCAUGGGCAAACGGACUUGGUGUCUUCGACCUGGUAAACCUGAGCUGGAGUCACAUAUACUCCAGCGAGAACAAUGAUUAUGACACGCCCACGUCCAUCGCGGACUGGUAUGCUGCGGGAUCUAUGACACAGGUUGAGUGGUCUAGCGACGAAGUCAAGGAAAUCUUUAGUGGUGCGGUUAACUUUGAUGUGGUCUAA